CCUUGCGUAGAUUGCUCGAAUUAGAAUUGACAAUCGGUGUCCAUCAAAGGAUACUAGAGAAAGGAGUUCGUUGCAAGAGUUUCAUACCAUACUAAAAUGAUUCGUUUUAUGCUUGUAAUUCUCUUUCCCUAUGUAUUAACCAGUGCUAGGUUACUUUUAAGGCCGAUUGGAUUCGAGCUUCAGUCUUCUUCUUCGACUAAGGGUGGUUGCGGCUUUGGAGUUAAGAGAUACAACAUUGGGAAAUCRUGGAAUCCAAACAUCUACCCACUGGGAAUUCUCCGUUGUGUCUUGUGUACWUGCAUUAAGCAUCCAAGAAAAACAGGGAAUUAUGGGAAGGUCGUAUGUCGAAGCACCCGACACCGCUGUCCAAAGACAUCGUGUACGAAUCCUGAAUAUAGAAACAAUAAAUGCUGCCCUGUUUGUCCUCCAGAAUUUGUCGCCGUGCUUACUUCUCCCCAGUCUCUCUCAAGUAAAGGAAUUUCCCGCMAAAAUAAAGUGGCGCGUUUACACACAACGCUCCUGAAAUCCUCUCUUCGAAUAUCGAUCCAUUAUGAAGGGCAAGUAUCAAGUAUUGAUCAUAGAAAAGUUUGCUUACAAUGGAAAGAUAUGAGCAAUCAGCAAAUCCAAACGUUGCAAAAAAGACGCAUAAAUGCAGUUUUAAAGUUUAAAAAGAAAUCCAGUUCUCAAUUGAUCGGUCACGUGACACCCUAUSAUGGCUACUCACAAGAUGCGUUUGAAGCCAUCUUGCAGGCUAAGCAAGAUCACUAUUCCCAUAUGGCUAUACUAGCAUCAAUUACCUUAUCAAGAAACUCAAAGUACUUGCACGUCAACAUGCGACAUACUGACUUCACUCAUGCAGACAAUAAACCAAUUACGGCCACUGCCUACUUUAUUAAGUCACCUCCCAGCGGAAAAACACAACAUCUUAAAACUAUCAACGUAACAUCACUGCAAAGAAAUGGCGGGAAAAAGAARAUCACGUGGUCCUUACCGAGCGAGCAGCACCUAAAAUGGUUGGCAAGAGGAAUUGUCAACCUUACACUCCAGGUUACCGCCGGCGGAGAGCGGUUGGAACUGACCGGGAGGAUUGGWAUCAAGAACACGUGCAACACUAUGUAUGCCAUAUUAUCUGGGCGAGUGGCAUCAAGGCCUACGAUCACAGGAGCCAGCGGUUAUGUAUCGCUGGUCGUACAACCCAAUGGGCAAUUAAAUUACAAGAUUGCCGUUGUGGGUUUAAUGCAGCCGAUACUAGAAAUAACACUUGAAAUGAGCCGUAARCGUGUAGUCAAGAAACUUGCACGUCACGUGACAUCACGUGAUCCAUCACGUGCUCUGGUCCAUGGAAGCUGGCAAAGACCAUCCGUGGCCGAAAUAUGUGCAUUGUACAGCGGUAUCUUGAGUGUGAACGUACGUACUGGGUUAUAUCGUCGCGGCGAGCUGAAAGGCUUUACAAAACAAUUACCAUACGCCGGACAUCAGGCGCCAUUCACAGAUUUUCCACUUCUUCUUUCUGGCAAUGAUGUCGUUCCCAGCACUCGGACAGGAUCGUCCGGAUUGUCCUGGUUGUCGCUUGAUCGCCAUUGCUCUCUGCACUACCACAUUAUUCUAAAGGGACUCGAUAGAUCCCGAGGCAAGAAAAAUAUUCUAAACGCUGACCUUGAAGGAUUUGCAUUCGCGGGCGAGCGACCUUUGAAUUACAAGAAAAGAACAAACUCGUUGAAGUCUUUCUACGGAAGCAUGAUAUCCGGAGUAUACCGCAAUCUUGACUCAGAGUUCCUCAUUAACCUGAUUCGAGGUCGCGUUUAUCUUCAAAUCAGUAGCCAUGACAACCCGCGAGGUGAACUCCGAGGACAGGUGAAAUUGCAAGCUGGUCAAUGCAAAUUACCGCAGACCACACAUAUUGAACCUGAAGGCACGUGCGUAUCUGAAGGCAAGACUUAUUUCGACGGAGAGGCCUGGUUUCCAGACUAUGAUAAAAAGUGUACCACGUGUUCAUGUAAGGAUAAGAAAGUCAAGUGUUUUCCUGUAGUCUGUUCUCCUAAAAACUGUAGCGAGGCGUUAGUCACAAUACCCGACUUAUGCUGCCCAGUAUGCCCAGUUUUAGAAAGACAAGCUGUCGUGACGUACCCAAGUGGGUCAGAGCCCAAGCUGAAGGGAUGCUAUGUCGAUCAGGGAAGGAAGUUCUAUUUGAGUACGAGUGUUUGGCAUCCAUACAUUGAGCCAUUUGGACACAUGAGAUGCGUUGUGUGCACAUGUUUAGCUAGUAAUAACGAAAUAAGCUGCAGCAGACUUAAGUGUCCAAACUUAACAUGUUCAUUCCCUAUUAAAAAGCAUCCAUCAAACUGUUGCUAUCAAUGUCCUGAUGAAAAUAUAAAAGUACCGCUCAAAAAAGACUGCCAAUUUGGACAUAACACGUAUCCCAAUGGAGCGAGAUGGUCACCAUAUCUUCCAGCAUUUGGCCUCUUAAAGUGCGUUACGUGUCACUGCCAGAACGGCGACACAAACUGUACUUCGGUCAAAUGUCCCAAGAAACACUGCAAGGCUAGUUUAAGUCAGCAAGAAAAAGGCUGUUGUGUACCAUGCUGAUCGUGGUACCCUGUGUGGCAUAGGGGCGAUAGGAGAAUGGGUCAAUUCUUGACUAAGUCAAUAGAAAAUAUUAUAUACCAAUGUCCGGUAGUGAAGGAGUAGCAUUACAUAAAGCAAGAAUUGGAGACAACAAGAGAUGACGCACUUUAUCAUUCCUUUGUAAAUCAACAACCGAGAGAGACUUGUAUCAUUUCGUCCUCGAGACUUGUUUAUUAAUGCAUUUAUAUUGUGCAUCUUCUGUAGUCUGUAUUGUAUUGGUCGAUUGACCACAAAUGAAAAUGGACUGCUUAAUCCCAUGUAAACUUAUAURCUAUUUCAAUUAUUACCGAUUUGAUAUUUUACAAUCUAAUUGAUGUUUAAAGUCAUUUUCGAAUUAAACGACGAAGCAAGUAAAGCUUUAUUCAAAGAUUCAAAUUUGCCAAUAAAUUAAGGAAGAAAUUCGA
This is a messenger RNA of Exaiptasia diaphana, 3029 nucleotides long. RefSeq names its product chordin. The record is from RefSeq and is a predicted model, not a curated record. Bases 97 to 2586 code for a protein of 829 amino acids. The transcript has 18 exons. Gene Ontology annotation, molecular function: protein binding. NCBI's taxonomy places the organism in Eukaryota, Metazoa, Cnidaria, Anthozoa, Actiniaria, Aiptasiidae.